Molecule: messenger RNA, 192 nt
Organism: Funneliformis caledonium
Lineage: Eukaryota; Fungi; Glomeromycota; Glomeromycetes; Glomerales; Glomeraceae
Source: the annotation of a GenBank genome assembly
AAGCUGUGGAGAAAUAUUCGUUGGUACAAUAUUCUCCUAAAUUAAUAUCUAAAAUGAAGAGACGACAGACAAUGGAGCGUGUUAUAUUGACAUCAUCCGUUAUAAGUAUAACAACGUCAGAACGCGCUUGUCGGAAUAGACAUGGAGCAUCAAAUCAGGACCCGCAAUUCAAAGCAGUGUUGAAUAUUUCUG